AUGAAUCUCUCGUUCGAACCUUACCUCCUUAUGCUGCUACACAGAAAACGCGAGGACCUGAUAAAACAGAUCCAACGCCAAGCUACAGAGAUUCAACGCCUCAUUGAGGACCUCGAAGCCUCCAACACCCCCCAGCGCUCAGAGGCGACCUCGCCCUCUGCCUCACAGGCCCCGAUCUCCCCAAAUUCGUCGCCCUUCCGCUCACCCUCCUCCGGCACCUACCCCGAUUCGGAAGAGCGCCUGCGAGUGAUUCAUCUGGACAUCCAGGAAUGGAUCGACACUGCUAGGGAGAAUACCGCUAAGUUUAAUCGGGUGAUCGAGCUCGUUCAGCUGGAGUAG
This is a messenger RNA of Gloeophyllum trabeum ATCC 11539, 339 nucleotides long. RefSeq lists its product as uncharacterized. Bases 1 to 339 code for a protein of 112 amino acids. The transcript has a single exon. The record is from RefSeq and is a predicted model, not a curated record. NCBI's taxonomy places the organism in Eukaryota, Fungi, Basidiomycota, Agaricomycetes, Gloeophyllales, Gloeophyllaceae.